Suillus subalutaceus is the source of this 411-nucleotide messenger RNA. RefSeq names its product chromosome transmission fidelity protein 8. The annotation marks the transcript as partial. The record is from RefSeq and is a predicted model, not a curated record. The transcript is spliced from 2 exons. Gene Ontology annotation, biological process: mitotic sister chromatid cohesion. Gene Ontology annotation, cellular component: Ctf18 RFC-like complex. NCBI's taxonomy places the organism in Eukaryota, Fungi, Basidiomycota, Agaricomycetes, Boletales, Suillaceae.
AAUCCGAAAUUUCCGUCAUGCGUCGCCAAGCUCGGUCACGACGAGCUUGUUCUCAUAGAACUACAAGGCACGCUCGAUAUCGAGUGCGAUGGAGACAGCACUAGAGACGGGCAGUUCGUUGGCAAAUUGAACCUCAAGGACGCCAACAAACCCACGUUGAUCAUCGGGCAUCAUCUACUCGAGGGCAAGGUCGUAACCUUGCCCAAGCCGUUGGGCGUGAUGCAUCGCAAGGAAAGCUCCAAGAGACAUGGCUAUCCUGGUGAUGAAGAUAGUUCUAGAUCGGUGGAAGACACUUGGAACCCCGGCGUUAGCUGGGGCAUCAUCGCCGUGGUGAAGAAAAAGAUUGUGUUCUCCAAACGACCCAUGCCGAUCGUGAACUCGGGCGGUAGUGCUCAGAGUGGCAAGGUUUGA